Ogataea parapolymorpha DL-1 is the source of this 1056-nucleotide messenger RNA. Its product is annotated as 3-keto-steroid reductase. The transcript has a single exon. Bases 1 to 1056 code for a protein of 351 amino acids. Gene Ontology annotation, molecular function: 3-beta-hydroxysteroid 3-dehydrogenase (NADP+) activity. Lineage: Eukaryota; Fungi; Ascomycota; Pichiomycetes; Pichiales; Pichiaceae. Gene Ontology annotation, cellular component: endoplasmic reticulum membrane; mitochondrial outer membrane; lipid droplet. The record is from RefSeq and is a predicted model, not a curated record. Gene Ontology annotation, biological process: ergosterol biosynthetic process.
AUGAGUCUCGUGGCCCUGAUCACCGGCACCAACAGCAAUUUGGGGCUCAACAUUGCCUAUCGUCUACUGGUCGAAGUUCCUUCUGAAACCAGGCUGACCAUCAUUGUCACGUCCAGAACACUCCCUAAAGCCAUUGAGGCGAUAAACAAGAUUAAAGAGCACAACGAAAAACAUGUGCGUCGUAUAGCCAUUCUGGACUUCGACUAUGUCCUUGUCGACUUCUCCAACAUGGUGUCCAUUCUCGCGGCGAUCUACGAACUCAAGAAAAACCACAACAAGCUCGACUACCUCUUCAUCAAUGCUGCCCAGGGCGUCUACUCGGGCAUAGACUGGAUCCAGGCCACCAAAGAAGUUCUCUCCAACCCAGUGCAGGCCUCGACUUUCCCCACGUACAAGAUUCAGAAAGUAGGUGUCAAGUCUUCCGACGGGUUGGGGCUCGUGUUCCAGGCAAACGUGUUUGGACCUUAUUACUUUGUACAGCAUCUGGCCGAGCCAUUACUGUCGCACUCUAAAAAUCCCCGGGUCGUGUGGAUCUCGAGCAUAAUGUCAAAACCUUCGUUUUUGUCCUUUGACGAUCUACAGCUGCUUAGGUCUGACAUCUCGUACGAGGGCUCAAAGCGGCUUGUCGACUUGCUCCAUCUCGGCUCAUACAAAGAACUCAAGUCCAGGUAUGGCAUCAACCAGUACUUGACCCACCCAGGCAUAUUCACCUCGUUCUCGUUCUUCCAGUACCUCAACCCGCUCACAUUCUACGGAAUGCUGCUGAUGUUCUACGUGGCAAGGCUUUGUGGCUCGCCGUGGCACAAUAUAUCGGGCUGGAAAGGCGCUAACGCUCCGAUUUUCGUCUGUCUAAAAGCCAAUCCAGAGCUGGACCUGCAGGAGAAAAAAUACGGCAGUGCAUGUACUAUCACCGGUAAAGAGUACCUCAAGAUUACAGAGGUCGAUGCAACGGGCCAGGCAGACGUGGCAAAGUACUUUGAAGACCUCAAAUUACAAUGGGAUGAGAAAUUAAAAAACCAAAUUGCAGAUACUAGAAAAGUGUACGCAGACGAUUAA